CCAAAAUGGCAACCAGGAGUUGUCUUUUCUCAUUUUCACAGUAUUUGACUCGCCAAAUCACCCGUUCUAGUGUGAUUAGGAGAGUUCCAAGGCGUUAUGUUAAUAAUGUCUCCGAUCGAACACCAAAUAAAGGUCCCUUGGCUGGAUACAGGGUUCUGGACUUGACAAGGAUCCUUGCUGGGCCAUACUGUACAAUGAUAUUAGGAGACCAUGGAGCUGAAGUGAUCAAAAUCGAAAGUCCAAAUUUUGGUGAUGACACAAGGAGAUGGGGGCCACCCUUCAUUAAGGGAGAAAGUACUUAUUUCAUGUCCAUCAACAGAAAUAAAAAGAGUAUAGCUGUAAAUCUGAAGAGUCCCGAAGGUGCUAAAAUUGUCAGGGAGCUGAUCAAAGAAAGUGAUAUUGUCGUCGAAAAUUACGUCCCGGGAACAUUGGAAAAAUUUGGCCUCGAUUACGAAUCGGUGAAAUCUUUAAAUGAAAAGUUAAUCUAUUGUUCAAUCUCAGGUUUUGGACAGACAGGUCCCUAUGCAAAGCGGGCAGGAUUUGAUGUCAUAGUGGCAGCUAUUGGAGGGUUAGUGGAGAUUACGGGGCCCGAAAAUGGUGAGCCGUGUAAGGUCGGUGUAGCUGUCACAGAUCAGGCCACAGGGUUGUACGCGUAUGGAGCAAUCAUGGCCGCUCUUCUCCAUCGAUGUGCAACAGGACAGGGACAGUAUAUUGAGUGCGAUCUCCUGUCAACUCAGGUGUCAUUGCUGGUUAAUGUUGCCAGUGCCUAUCUGAAUGCAGGUGUGGAGGGCAAGAGGUAUGGAACAGCCCAUGGCAGUAUUGUGCCUUAUCAGGCUUUUCCAACGGCAGACGGUUACCUUGUGGUUGGCGCCACCAAUGACGAUCAGUUUAACAAGAUCGCCACUCUCCUCGAUCUUGACCAUCUCUUAGAAGACAAACGUUAUGCCACAAAUCCGGCCAGAGUGAAACACAGAGUUACUCUGGUUGAUACGUUAUCUACAAGGUUCAGAAGCAAGACAACAAACGAAUGGCUGGAGAUCUUCAAAGGCAGCAAAUUAGCGUAUGGGCCCAUCAACGAUAUGAAGGAUGUAUUCAGGAAUGAGCAGGUUCUCCACAGUGGUAUGAUACAAGAGAUGAAUCACAAGAGGGCGGGAAAAAUCAGGGUCGCAGCCUCGCCUGUGAAGUUCAACAAAACGGAGACAGUGUUUCAAUGCCCGCCACCUAUGUUUGCCCAAGAUACUGAUCAAAUCUUACGCGAUAUUCUAAAGUAUAAUGACGAUCAAAUAGAGGCAUUGAAGGAUGAGGGAGCAGUUCGUUGAUUUCGAUAUGUAAAGAAGAUUCUUAUGACCAUGACGGAGUGUUAUGUCGGCCUAGGCCUAUGGGGUUAAAGUAUUGUGCUGCCAUCUAGUUAUUGGUUAUCACACCACCUAUUGUGCAAUUGACUGUUAUCCAUUGGCCCACAUAGGCAUGUGGUAUUUUGAACUCUCUCUCUUGCUAUUUGAUUACUGUUAGCAGCACAUAUGUGCUUCGCUCAAUUCGACAUUUUUGUAAAUUUCCAAUUUCAACUUGAAGAACUCUCCAGCAGGAACAACUGGACUUUAUCCUUUGAAAGUAUAUUUAAUCCUGUCCUUCUUUCUUCAUUAAAUGCAAUCAUUUAUUUAAACAUUCAACUCCGUCAAGACAAUCACUCGUGUUAUAUUUUCACUCAAAAGAUACACUUGUUCGGUUUUCUUAUCAUAUCAACUUAAAAACUGCUAUAAGUGUCUGUUCACCUUUGAACUUAAAUCUGUGGAUAUUAGACAAUGUUUGAAGGAAUGUUUCUUUUUAUUGUAAAUCUUUAUCCGAACACCUUCACGGCCGUGGCCCCAAUCCCCCUCUGUGAGCUGGUUAUUAUGGGACUCAUGGACUUAACGAAGGAACUACACCAUCGCCAGCUUCAGGACGAGGAAGGAACUGAAAAGACCAAACUUUAUCUUAUGAUGAAGCUAUUCUGACCAAGGGCAUUUUUAGGGGGGGGGGGGGGGGUG
This is a messenger RNA of Lineus longissimus, 2027 nucleotides long. RefSeq names its product succinate--hydroxymethylglutarate CoA-transferase-like. The record is from RefSeq and is a predicted model, not a curated record. Bases 6 to 1319 code for a protein of 437 amino acids. Gene Ontology annotation, molecular function: catalytic activity. Lineage: Eukaryota; Metazoa; Nemertea; Pilidiophora; Heteronemertea; Lineidae. The transcript has 12 exons.